AUGAUCUCACCCAAGGUCAUGAGUGAAUUGCAUCAAGCAAAGCUUGUACCGACCCAAUUUACAGUACCCAAGCCUGGUGAACAUGCAUGGUCUCCAGCUGAGCAACGUCGAUUCUGGGAAGCCAUUCAACGUUUUCCACAAGGUCCAUGGACAGCCAUUGCCGAUUAUGUCGGUUCUAAAUCUACUCGUCAAGCAAUGACUCAUGCGCAAAAGCUGCGCCAGAAACUCAGUCGCUGGAAACGUCGUGUCCGCAGUGAUUCAGUUGGUUCAACUGGCUCUAAUUCAAGCGCAUCGGCGACAGUGACUACUCUAGAUGACGGGAGUAACGAUGGUCAGUCACCACCCAUAUCUCCGACGAGAUACAGCGAGAUUGCCGAGCUGAGUAUGAUGGGUCAUAUUGAAGAAGAGAAUGGUGAACAGAAAGAUAUGGAUGAAGACGACUGUGAACCACGGCGCAUCAAAACAGAGGUCAAAUGUAAAGUACAGCAGUUUCAGGACCACAACCAAGUACAUGAUGCACCCAACGACCGGUAUUUGGAACACCUGCUGUCCGAUAUUGAACCAGUACUAGAGCAUGUUGCGCACUUCACGAAUGGAUCGCAUCGUCGUGGGAACGACGAGACAACUCGACCUGUAUCAACGACCGAUUAUGGCAAUGAACAAGCAGCUUACUUCACGCAUUACGCAAGCAUGGCGACAUCGGAGAACAAGACUAUGGAACUUUCGACGUGGAAUCAGCAGCGCCAGAAUUCCACAGACAAGCAGCACCAGAAUUCUACAGACAAGCAGCACCAGUACCAUCAUCAGUACAGCUCGCCGUCUACAGCAGCAGCAAUGUGCUACGCACCUACCGAGACCAGUCACCAGCACAACUACCACCAUUUAUAA
This is a messenger RNA of Peronospora belbahrii, 888 nucleotides long. The record is from the annotation of a GenBank genome assembly. Lineage: Eukaryota; Oomycota; Peronosporomycetes; Peronosporales; Peronosporaceae.